UCCUUUUUUCCCUCUCCUUCCCUCUUUCUCCACAUCGUGUUGGGCGUUUCCAAACCACUAAAAUAAACGUUCAGCCAGCCACCGCACUCGUCUCUGCACUUCAGAGCUCCUCCAACAUCCCGAUCUGUAAGACCAACGCCCACCUCCUCACUAAAGCCUGAGCUGGUGUGAAAGACACCCUCCUCACCUUUCAGUCACUUCAUCUGGUGUAAAUAAAUAAGAAAAACGAAACUCCUGCAGCCAUGACUGACCUGGAGAAAGCCAUGGAGUCCCUGAUCACCGUGUUCCACCGCUACGCCAAAGAGGGCGGCAACAAGAACACGCUGAGCAAGAAGGAGCUGAAAAAGCUGAUCGAGGGCGAGCUGCCCACCUUCCUGAAGAGCCAGAAGAACCCGGACACGCUGGAUACCAUCCUGAAGGACCUGGAUGAGAAUAAGGAUGACGAGUUGGACUUUGAGGAGUUCGUGCCCUUCGUCGCCGGCCUCACGAUCGCUUGUGAGAAACAUUACAGUUUGGCCAACGAAGGCAAGAAGGGCAAGAAGUGAAGAGUUCACCAAAGAGGAGAGUUUAUGACCCAAUAAAUAUGACCUUUGACUAAA
Messenger RNA from Nothobranchius furzeri (turquoise killifish), 599 nucleotides. RefSeq names its product S100 calcium binding protein A10b (gene s100a10b). The record is from RefSeq and is a predicted model, not a curated record. NCBI's taxonomy places the organism in Eukaryota, Metazoa, Chordata, Actinopteri, Cyprinodontiformes, Nothobranchiidae. Gene Ontology annotation, molecular function: calcium-dependent protein binding; calcium ion binding. Gene Ontology annotation, cellular component: cytoplasm.